Hippocampus zosterae (dwarf seahorse) is the source of this 4058-nucleotide messenger RNA. It is a transcript of the gene lrit3a, whose product is annotated as info leucine-rich repeat, immunoglobulin-like and transmembrane domains 3a. The record is from RefSeq and is a predicted model, not a curated record. Bases 835 to 2748 code for a protein of 637 amino acids. The transcript has 4 exons. Gene Ontology annotation, molecular function: protein binding. NCBI's taxonomy places the organism in Eukaryota, Metazoa, Chordata, Actinopteri, Syngnathiformes, Syngnathidae.
UCUAUCUAUCUAUGUAGUUAGUUAUUUUCAAUCAUUCUCCAUGCCUCCUCUUUGACCUAACCACAAACCUGAACUACCCUAAACAUAUCCCUAACCCAACUCUUUAUAACUUACUUAUGAAUAUAUGUGUAUAUAUUUACCUAACAUUACCGGUACUUUUGACUCAUUCACUAACAUAUACUUAUGUGGAGCUGAUUCGAUAUUUAUAAAUGUUAAUGUGUGUAUAAUUUCCUGUAUAACAAUUUGAUUGGUGUGAAAUCUCUUCAGACAUACCUCCCUCCAUAAGAUAUUUUACCUGUUAUACUUACUUGGAUAAGAAAAAAAAGUGCAACUUUAAAGGUGUCGUCGUUGGAUCAUUUUGGCCAUUUAGAGUAUUGAUUUGUAUGAGCCCCGGGUCUUCCUUAACUCUGAAUUAUAAAGUAGGUGUGUUUAUUAUAACAUGGUGCCACACAUCUUACAUGUACAAAGUAUAAAAAAUGUUUUAAAAAAGACUGGAGGGGGAUCUGCAAAGGCCUGGUGGCUAUCACAUUAGGGGAACCCUUUCUGGAAGUGGCUGAUUAACGAUUACAGGGCCUGCUGCCGAGUUUGCGUGACCCUUACAACUCCACGAAAUCCUCAGCUAAUCUCGGCAAGGCUGGGGGGAGUGCGAUUAGCAUCUCACAGGUGACCUGACCAAUAAGUCCAUCGCCAGGCUGUCGAUGCUUAUGGACUUUGAAAGCGCUUUUCUAUCUUGUCUGUUUGCUUUUUGGAAGGAAUCCUUGGAACUUAUAAUGAAUCCCGAGGUAUUUUUUCCCGAUCCGUCCUCCAAGUGACUGGGGUCCUGUCGUUGAAAUCAUGUAUCAAAUCUUCAGGACGUUGGUGUUGAUCUGCUGCUUUCACACGGUUCGUCCCUUCUGUCCGGCCCAGUGCACUUGUGUUUUCCAUGGACGGAGCGAUGGAUCGGGAACCAGGUCUGUGCUCUGCAAUGACCCCGACAUGUCCGACAUCCCCGUCAAUGUCCCUGUGGACACCGUCAAGCUCCGGGUGGAAAAGACCGCCAUCCGCCGAGUGCCGACAGAAGCGUUUUACUACCUGACAGAGCUCCGUUACCUGUGGAUCACAUACAACUCUAUCACCUCGGUGGACACAGGGAGUUUCUACAACCUCAAAGUGCUCCACGAGCUGAGGCUGGAUGGUAACGUGAUCUCUGUUUUCCCAUGGGAGUCCCUCAAGGAGAUGCCCUUGUUGAGGACCUUGGACCUGCACAACAACAGGAUCACCAGCAUUCCCGCUGAGGCCAUUCCCUACCUGCAAAAGCUUACGUACUUGGAUAUGUCCAGCAACAAAUUAGCAACCCUGCCCUCGGACCUCAUGGAUAUUUGGCCACCGUUUAACGGCGAGCCACUCACAUCAAAUGUUUCCCAAAAGGUGGUGCUGGGACUCCAAGACAACCCCUGGUUUUGUGACUGUAAGAUAUCCAAGUUGAUCGAGAUAUCCAAAAUGGCAGUAACACCCGUUGUUCUGAUGGACCUGUUCCUGACCUGCAGUGCACCCGAGAACCUCAAUGGCGUCCUCUUUCAGCGCGCCGAGCUUGACAAUUGUGUCAAGCCCUCGGUCAUGACGUCUGCGACAAAGAUCACGUCCCCACUCGGUAGUAAUGUUCUUCUGCGAUGUGACGCAACAGGGUACCCAACACCAAGCCUAUACUGGUCUCGGUCUGAUGGAUCACUAGUUAACAACACAGUACAGGAGUCACCAGGGGAUGGCAUCCGAUGGUCCAUCAUGAGUGUACAUGGGAUCCUGCACAAAGAUGCUGGGGACUACAGCUGCAGAGCCAAGAAUGACGCUGGUGCAGCAGAAGCCACCAUAUCCCUUUCAGUGGCCGGCACUAUGAGCACCACCAUCUCUCCGGUGAUGCCCAAUGUUGGGACGGGACCAACAGGCUCAGGCUGGACAUACAGUCCUGCAGGAGAUGUAACCAUCUUCACCUCAACCGUUCCCAUGGUCCAGACAACUGCAGUGGCCCUCUCAGUGAAGCCAAAGACAUCUUCAAGUAUCCAAAGGGGUUCGCUUCAGCCCGCAAAGAUCCAGCAAGGUGGUGGCGGGCGGAAGUUUGUGUCGGAUGAGAAAAGUAAGAAAAGUGAGUCGUCAAAGCUGGUCAAAGACUUGGAGAUUGUGGAUGAAACAUCUGACAGUGCGGUUUUGGUCUGGAAGGCAGAGGGGUUACCCAAGAACUCUCCCCUCACCGUUGUUUAUUCCCCUUAUGGAGAAGAUGGUGAAGAUGACUACAAAAGAACAGUGGAGACUACUGCAGGCAGUGGCAAAAUUCUGCUGGAGGAACUCUCACCUGGUUUAAGAUACUCGGUUUGCCUCGUGGCCAAGGGUAGUGCUGCCGCAAAGGACCCUUGCAUUGACUUUUACACGCUGGACAUUUUUGAGGAGGGAGGGCAGAACCAGCUUUUCAUCAUCAUCAGCGGUAUUGCCUGCGCCUUGGCGCUGCCGCUCAUCGGCCUGCUGCUCUACAAGAUCCUCACCCUGUACUACAAGGCGAGCGAAGCGGCUCCGGAUGAAGAGGAGCUGGAGAAGGAGAGCUAUGUCAAAUUCGAGACCAUCAACAUGAAGCAAAGGACCAUGAACCCUCACCCGACAGAGCUAUGGGCAAGGAGGCCCACUCACGAGUCGGAAAGACUGCUGCUCUGCUCUCGCUCAAGUAUCGAUUCCCAGAUGACCUACAAGAGUGAUAGUUCACGGUCCGAGUAUCUCUGCUGAUACCAGUACACAUGUAUUUAAAUGCUUAUGAUAAACCAUUGAAAGAAAACAUCAACAUGGAGAGGAUAAAACACAUACACUUUAAGAUUUAAGACACUUUAAGAUUUAGCAGUGGUGGGCCGUACAUUUGUGACCUGGGCCUUCAGUGGGGAUACAUCCAACUAAAUCCAGCUCUUAAUACAACCAUGAAUGCAUUGCAAUUAGUCACCAUCAAUACCACACAAAAAUGCAAUUGUGCCACAUAAAUCAUCUGCAGAAUCAAUAAAUAUCUCAUAUACAGUAGAUGAUAGAAAAAUGUGAUCAAACUCAUUGCACACCAGAGAUUCUUAUAUUUUACCAGCACAACUGACUGUGAAGUUCCUCGGCAGAUUAGAUUGACAUAGCAAUGCAGGGAGGCUCAAAUCUUAUUAGACAACAUUUUGAAUGUAAACAUACUGGAAGCAGUGCAACCAAUAGAACCCUACAAAAUGAAGAGGAAAAGGAUUCACUGCUGCAAUUUGGAAACCACCCUUUAAUGCUCCCACAGGUUUGUUCCUAUGCUUGACUCAGAUAGGUAUGCAUUCCCUUAUCCAUCUUGUAGCCUUAUAUCUGUUUAGAAUUUUCAGACAGUGUCGCAACAAGCCAAGAACUUUGGUGAACUGGCGUAUAAUACCAAGCAAAGUGUGUUUUUCUUUGUGAUAUUCAAUGCCAAAAUUAGGCACUAGAUCUGAAUAUCAUAUGCGAGACUAGUCAAGUCAUUUAUUCGUAGGUAUUUCUUGUUACCCACAACGUCCAAGGAUGCCUUACCUGACUAAUGUUUAUAAAAUGUGACUCAUAUGAAAGGUUGCCACUUUUUGUCUUUAUGUAUAUAUUUGUUUUCAAGACUAUUACGGUAUGUACAUUUGUUUUAAUAAAAUGAAAUGCAUCUGAAAUGUUGUCAAAUAAUUCAAGUAAGAAGACAAAGUAACCUAUGAUGAGAUUAAAGGGUAGAAGAUUAGUGAAAUUCACUGGAACGGUACGGCGAAACUAGCGUCUUUUGAAAAAAAAAAAGUAAUUGGAGGUCACGUGUGUUUGCUGAAGAAAACAACUCACAGUAGAAUGCAGGACUAGUAUGUUGAGAAAAAAAAAAAUUGAGGAAAAAUAUUUUCAGGAAAAAAGUGCUCCCACAACGUUUGAAACCCCCUGAGCUACGGAGUAUAAAGAUCGGGAUUCUGGUAACAAUGAAAAAGGGUUGUUUGACAUGAACAGUGUGGCUUUAGCCUUUCCAGAAUGGUGAAGAAGACUGCAGUAAUGGCUAAGAGAGCUGAAAAGCGAGACGGAGCUAACAUAUU